AGUUACUCACACAUCAACAUGGCGACGUGCAGAACGAUGGGGCGAAGCAGGGGAAAUAUUUGUGCUCUUUCUCUGGUUAUUUUCCUUCAGCUGUUAGUCAGUGGCUGCCUGUCAGCUGUGAUAAAGAACAACACAGCAGUAAUAAGUCAAGGGAUGCAGCGCGAGAACACAACACAAAAUGCGUCUCCUCCAAGUAAUAUCACUGUGGACAAGAAAGUAAAUGACACUGUGCCUUCUCCAUCUCAACCGAGUGUAGUGGCUGCCAGAGAAUCAAAGAAGCCUGUAACACCCACUGGCAGUGACUCCGCAGCAGCAGCAGCAGCAGCAGCAGCAGCAGCAGCAGCAGCAGCAGCGACGACUCCUAAAAACAGCUCCACAACAGCCAUUGGACCAAAAGUCACGGAGAAGGAGGAAACCGCUCCAGUCACCAUUAUUGAAACCUCUGACAAUCCUCUGCCGCCAGAACCUGUCGACCCAGUAAUAGAUGAAGUUGCAAAAAACUCAGUAGAAAACCAGUCAACAGACAAACCUGCUGUUGCUGAAACUACCACAACUGCUAUUCCCGAAGUACCCACCACCCGUGUCACAACCCCUGAAUCAGCCAAUCCUGUUACGGAAAAGAAAGCUACAAAAACCGACUACAAAACCUCCAUCGCUCUGAACUCGUCCACAGAGCAGGAACCUGAUAUAGACCUGCAGCCGACCACUGACGGAGGACCCGCACGCCACAUCGAUCUGGAUAAUUACCCCGAGGAGGAAGACGAGGACGAUGACGCUACCUACAACGACGUUUAUGAAAACAACAGCAUGAAUAUGGCCAAAGAGGAGCCGGUGAGCAGGCUGCAGCCCGAGGAGAUGGAGGGUGACGCGCUACAAGGGAGCAGACAGCUACAACACCGAGGACGAGGACUCCCACUUCUUCUUUCAUCUGGUCAUCUUGGCUUUCCUGGUGGCCAUCGUCUACAUCACUUAUCACAACAAGAGGAAGAUCUACCUCCUGGCUCAGAGCCGGCGCUGGAAGGACGGUCUGUGUUCCCGCAACACGGUGGAGUAUCACCGCCUGGACCAGAACGUCAACGAGGCCAUGCCGUCCCUCAAGAUGACCCGGGACUACGUGUUCUGAUCCAGGUUCAUGAGAACAGUUUGUUGAGAGCUGCACAGAGCCAGUUGGCCUUCCUGCCUGUCCGGCCGCGAUGAUGAGAUCCCGUUGUCAUGGAGACUGAGCGAUGCUUUCUGUUGCUUUACAGGCCAACUGGAGAGCACUGUGUCGUUGGGAUAGAUUAUGUUUGUUCGGGACUUUUCUGUUGUCAGCAUAGAGAUAUUUUCACUGUUGAUCUUUUAUUAUUAUUUGAUACAUUAUUAUUUGUAAUUAUUUUCUCAAUUAUGGCUUUUUGGGAUUUACUAUUUUGGUUUAUUAGGUGUUUUAGGUGUUUGAGUUUUUCAGCCUUAUUGUCCCCCUACACCUGUUUUUGUUUUCCUUCUUGCAUACUGUCUUAAUAUGUUUAAUACUCCCUAAUAAGAGAAACGUAGGUCAUAAUAUAAAGCUUAAUUCAUUAACAGUUGAUUAUUUACCCCAAAGAUUAAUUAGGGAUUUCUCUAUUAGCUGUUAGCUACAAUAUCAAUCUAGGAGAAAUGCAUAAAACACAGUCCUUCCAAAAUCUUACUGUAAUAACAUUACUGUAAACUAUUAAGGAACAAUGAAAAGAAGUUGUGUAUCAUGUAGAAGGAGUUUGAUUAUUAUUUCAUAAAGAAAUCAUACAUUCACUGACAUUUGCAGGUCUCCCUUGAAAAAGAGAUCUAUGAUCUCAAUAGGACCAAUCUGGUUAAAUAAAGGUUUGAAAUGAAAUGAAAUGAAAUUUAAAAUAUAGUACACAUUUAUUUUCAACUGUUUAACCAUCAGCUGUUUCCUGUUGCACCUUUGCAAAAAAAUCCAUAAUAGCCUUUCCCUUUUGAUUUCACAUUAUAUAUGGGACGUAACAUCUCUAUUACAUGUUGGGACAUUACGCUGCACAUUAGGGAGGAUGACUCUUCAGGUGGGGGGGACUGUCCAUCUGCUUAAGCCAUUUUAAUGAAGACGGAUGGGGAAUAUUGUUAAAAUGGUUAGAAUGUUCUCAUCUAAUGAAUGGGAGAAAAGCUUUUCCUUGUUCAUCAAUUUAUAUUUGACUUGUCUACGGUACCUCUUCUACUGCCCAGAUUUAGCUAUGCAUAAACCCUCGGGCUGGCCCCCUUUGUUUUAUGACUUCGGUGAAGUCUCUAUAAAUCAUUCAUGGUCUUCAUUGUGGCAAAAUAUAACGGCCGUGUUUCCUCAUGCUCAAACAGAACUUUUCCUUUUCAGUUACUUCCUGUCAGAGUACCGUUUGGUGCACUGCUAUCUCUGUUCGCCAGAUCUGUGUGGCUUGAUGUUCACAUGAUUAAAAAAUCACAAAAAACUAAAACAGACCAUAACUUUAUUUCUUAUUCUUCACAGCCACAUCUUUUUCUGACUGUUGCCGUCUCAUGCCUUUAAUUCCUUGCCAUAACUGCCACAUGCAUCCACAUUGUUGUUUUAAAGCUCUUGUCACUUUUGCCAGUUUUCAGCGGUCAGUUCAUAUUUACAGGUACAGAAUGGUUAGAAUUGUAAUGCGAUUUGCACUGUGCCGUUCAGUCAUAUGAGCUCAAACAUGAGGAGGGGGGGGGAGGGGUGUCCUGCGUAAAGGAGAUGCAUCAACACUGCUCUUGCAAUCAACAGUAGAAAUGUAAAAUCUCUUUUUUUGUCAAUAAAGCACAAAUUGUGUCCUCUCUGUCUUUAA
Trematomus bernacchii (emerald rockcod) is the source of this 2789-nucleotide messenger RNA. Its product is annotated as von Willebrand factor A domain-containing protein DDB_G0286969-like. The record is from RefSeq and is a predicted model, not a curated record. NCBI's taxonomy places the organism in Eukaryota, Metazoa, Chordata, Actinopteri, Perciformes, Nototheniidae. The transcript has 3 exons. The coding region runs from base 19 to 1197 and encodes 392 amino acids.